CCGACGCCACCCCCAGCCCCGGCCCCAGCGCCGGCUACAUCGACCGGCAAGUGCCCCGUGGACACACUGAAGCUACUUGCGUGCGUGGACGUGCUCAAUGGGCUGUUGCACGCGGUGAUCGGCAGUAGCGCCAGGAAUACAUGCUGCCCGCUGCUGUCCGGCGUUGCCGACCUCGACGCUGCUCUCUGCCUUUGCACCACCAUCAAGGUCAAGGCCCUCAACAUCAACCUCAUGCUGCCCAUCGCCAUCGAGGUGCUCGUCAACCAGUGCGGCAAGAGAGUGCCGAAAGACUUCCGCUGCCCUAAUUAAGCUCCAUAGAUUACUAUAUGUACUAUCAGUAUCACCUGCAUAUGAAUGUGAUACAUGCAUUAAAUUCUCUUGUGUGGUCACACAGGUGACAUA
Molecule: messenger RNA, 402 nt
Organism: Triticum dicoccoides
Lineage: Eukaryota; Viridiplantae; Streptophyta; Magnoliopsida; Poales; Poaceae
Product: 36.4 kDa proline-rich protein-like
Exons: 1
Source: RefSeq, a predicted model, not a curated record